AGAAACCGGGCAGAGCCCAGAGGAAACCCACGACAGUUGUCAAUUUGCUGACAGAACAAUCGGAGGGGAAUCCAGCAUGAGCUGGACUUGAACUCACAGCGACCGCAUGGCUGAAAGGCUCUUGGCUCAUUGCGCCGCGGUGGCUCGCCAACUACCUCGGCGACGGAGGCUCCUGUUAUAUUUUAUACCUUGGUCUUACAUAAGAAUCUUGGAUUUCAUCAUAAACGAAUAUUCGCAUCUGCGUGUGCACUUACGCAUGUCAAUGUACAGACCACAUGCACCUUUUUUCAACAUCAAGUGCACCUCACAUGCCUUCGUGUAAGAAAGAUAAUUUUAUAUGAAUAUUUAUAAGUUGCCUUUCAAGAGCUUUAUGCAUUGUCAGCUUGUGAAAAGAAGCGCACUUUGUUACCCCAAACGCUGACACAUUUUGUGACAUUUUUUACAGAUAUUUAUAGAAGAUAUAGAUCAGUUCUUUACAUCCAAUUGAGAUGAACUUAAAAACUUGCUGUAAGUGCACAUUUUUGCUACGGUCCGUUGAGUGAAGUCGCUUGUAAUAUUUAAAAUUUUUUGGAACUGCUCAAACUUUAUUUUGUUCAUUUGUUUUUGAAGAAGUUUUUCUUCGGCGUAUGUAUGUAUAGUGGAUUAGCCCAACCUUUUUCUGAAAGAACAUCUGAAAAGCAAAUGAUUGGUUACUUUGUCAUUACGUCCAGCACGAGUAGGUUUACUUUACUACAGUGCAAUAACUCACUCAAUGUGAUCUUCGAGGGCUCGACUGCAGAAGGCUGUCUUUGUCGGAGGCGCCAUCUACAAGUAUCUUAUACCUGACUAGACACGAAGCACAAUGACGGAGAAAAGCAAAGACGGUGCGGAGAUCGGCAAUGAGAAAUUGGAGAUGGAGAGAGUGGAGUACAAGAUGUCUAGACUGAAGAUCCUGAAGAACGUGGCUGUUGUCAGUUUCGCGUUCAUGUUUCUGUUCACGGCCUUCCAGUCGAUGAGCAACCUUCAGAGUAGCCUGAACAAAGAGGCGAACCUAGGAACGGGCGGACUGAGCAUCCUCUACGGCGCCCUCGUCAUUUCCUGUAUGUUCGUUCCCACUUGGCUCAUCUCCGUGCUCGGAUGUAAGUGGACGAUUGCCGCCUCUAUGGUUUGCUACAUCCUGUACAUGGCCGCUCAGUUCUACGCCACAUGGGGUCUCAUCGCCCCUGCCUCUAUCAUAAUUGGUCUGGGUGCUGCCCCACUCUGGUCCGCUAAGUGCACCUACCUCACCCAGACUGGAGACUGGUACGCCCAGAUGACCAAGAGCGACAAGGACGACAUCAUCAACAGAUUCUUCGGAGUUUUCUUCAUGCUUUUCCAGACAAGUCAAAUCUGGGGUAACUUGAUUUCGUCUACGGUUCUGGCCACAAAGCCAGACGAAAACCUGACGGUGGAGUACGAGAAAUGCGGAGCUAAUUAUUGUCCACGGACAGAACAAGGCAACAGCACCCAGCUACAGGAGCCCGACUUUAAGAAGAUUUACACGAUGCUGGGCAUCUAUCUGGCUUCAGCCGUAAUUGCCUUCUUUGUCAUUGUUAUCUUUUUGGAUAACAUUCAACUGGACAAACACGAUGAGAAGCGAGAGAAAUUCUCACCCAAACUCCUAAUCGAGACUUUCCGCCAUUUCUGGAGGUCCCCCGCACAGAAGCUCCUGGUCCCCUUGACUAUUUACAGCGGCAUAGAACAGGCCUUUGUCGGAGCAGACUACACCAAGUCCUUCAUCACGUGCCCGUUAGGCGUAUGGAAUGUGGGUUACGUGAUGAUCUGUUACGGAGUGGCAGACGCCAUCUGCUCUCUCCUAUUUGGUCGUCUCGUCCAGUACUUUGGCCACAUCACCUUUUUUAUUCUUGCUGCCCUGAUCCACUUAGGGGUCCAGAUCACUCUACUGCUAUGGAUCCCAGACCCAAACAUGAUGUUUGUCUUCUACCUGCUCGCCGCACUCUGGGGCAUGGGAGACGCUGUCUGGCAGACUCAGAUCAACGCCCUGUACGGCUACCUGUUUAGCAGUAGCAGCGAAGCGGCCUUCUCUAACUACCGCCUCUGGGAGUCCAUCGGUUUCAUCGUGGCGUUUGCCUAUGCCGGGUUUCUCUGCACGCGGGUCAAGAUUUUCAUCUGCAUGGGUGUUCUCGUCACUGGCAUGCUUGGAUACUUUGCCGUAGAAAUUUACGAGCACAGAGGGAAGUCACAUGAUCUUAAACACGAGAAAUCGUGAGAUGUAGACACGAUGCUAUCUUUGGAGAAGGUGGGGGGGGGGGGCAUUUACCAGAAGGUUCUUUAAAGCCAUUUGACAUUCAAACAUUUGACCUUCACGACAAGAAUGCAGCCUGUUUAAAACUUCCAUUACUGGACCCUUACCAAAAAACAUUUGCAAAUUAUAUAAACAUACGCGUUUAACUGGUGCAUGUAUAAUAAACAAUUCGAUCUAUCUGACAUUCAUAAGAUUUAUUUCGAAUAUGUGUUAAUGAUAAUGGACAUUGUGCGUGCAUUGAUGUGGUCAUCGGCGACAUCUGACUCAGACAAUGAUACCGGUAGUUUAAAUAAAGAUAGUCGAAUGUUAAUGAUUUGGUUUAUCUCGUAUAAUCAUAAUGUGACAUGUUAAUCCGAAGGUUGAUAUAUCUUUUCCUCUAAUGAUCAGGUAUGACAUGGUUGGUCAGUUGUGAUACCCCUUAUCACCUAUAUGUACUGGUUGAUCACGCAUGGCAUGUGUGCGCUGGUUAUACAUGUUUGUACUGGUUGAUCAGGCGUGGCAUGUGUACUGGUUAUACAUGUAUGUGCUGGUUGAUCAGGCAUGGCAUGUGUGUGCUGGAUAUACAUGUAUGUGCUGGUUGAUCAGUCAUGGCAUGUGUGUGCUGGUUAUACAUGUAUGUGCUGGUUGAUCAGGCAUGGCAUGUGUGUGCUGGAUAUACAUGUAUUGCUGGUUGAUCAGGCAUGGCAUGUGUUUGCUGGUUAUACUGGUAUGUGCUGGUUGAUCAGUUACGGCAUGUGUGUACUGGUUAUACAUGUAUGUGCUGGUUGAUCAGGCAUGGCAUGUGUGUGCUGGAUAUACAUGUAUUGCUGGUUGAUCAGGCAUGGCAUGUGUUUGCUAGUUAUACUGGUAUGUGCUGGUUGAUCAGUUACGGCAUGUAUGUACUGGUUAUACAUGUAUGUGCUGGUUGAUCAGGCAUGGCAUGUGUGUGCUGGAUAUACAUGUAUUGCUGGUUGAUCAGGCAUGGGAUUUGUGUGCUGGUUAUACAUGUAUGUGCUGGUUGAUCAGGCAUGGCAUGUGUGUGCUGAUUGUACAAGUACGUGCUGGUUGAUCAGGUAUGGCAUGUGUACUGAUUAUACAAGUAUGUGCUGGCUGAUCAGGCAUGGCAUGUGUGUGCUGGUUAUACAUGUAUGUGCUGGUUGAUCAGGCAUGGCAUGUAUGUGCUGGUUAUACAUGUAUGUGCUGGCUGAUCAGGCAUGGGAUUUGUGUGCUGCUUGUACAAGUACGUGCUGGUUGACCAGGCAUGGCAUGUGUAGUGGUUAUACAUGUAUGUGCUGGCUGAUCAGGCGUGGCAUGUGUGUCCUGGUUAUACAUGUAUGUGCUGA
This is a messenger RNA of Liolophura sinensis, 3606 nucleotides long. RefSeq names its product protein unc-93 homolog A-like. The coding region runs from base 842 to 2248 and encodes 468 amino acids. The record is from RefSeq and is a predicted model, not a curated record. Gene Ontology annotation, biological process: regulation of potassium ion transport; regulation of muscle contraction. Gene Ontology annotation, cellular component: plasma membrane; striated muscle dense body. Lineage: Eukaryota; Metazoa; Mollusca; Polyplacophora; Chitonida; Chitonidae. Gene Ontology annotation, molecular function: potassium channel regulator activity. The transcript is spliced from 7 exons.